GCUUUUUUAGUCGCGACCAGACCGCGUAGUGUGGCAGUGGUGUUUCUUUUGAUUCGGAGGGUCCCGCGUUCGUUUGUUCUGCUAAACAGUGUUGUUCUCUCACAAAUCACUCUCACACACAUCAGCUGAGAGAAAGAUUGCAGUGUUUUCCAUCCCAUCCGCUAGCGUUGCGCCUGUGCAGUUUGUGACCGAGGAGAGCGAAUCGUGAUCGCGAUCGCCAAGCAGCGGAACCCGAAAAUGAUUGGCAGCGACUACGUGCUCGAAGCGCACAAUAUUUACCAUACGACCGAGGUCGACACCGGAGGAUGCUUCAAUGGCGGUGCCCAAUCGGCGCUGGUGCUCAAGGGCGUCCAUCUGACGGUACACAGUGGCGAAGUGAUGGCCAUUCUCGGCUCUAAGGGCAGCGGAAAGCGAGCCCUGCUGGAUGUGAUUGCCCGUCGCUCGGAGGGCUCUUCUCGGGGUCAAGUGCUGCUGAAUGGGUCCCCGCUAACCAAGUCAUUGUUUCAGCAACGCUGUGGCUAUGUGACCCACUCGUGUGACUUCAUUCCGGGGCUGACAGUGUCGCAAACGUUGAACUACACUCCCACCAUUCUGGGAGGGUACUUGAAGAGCUCCAAGGUGCGACAGGUGUUGGCGGAUCUGGCCUUGUCGCAGGUGUCCCACAAGAAGCUGGAGAACUUGAACAUCAGUGAGAAGAGGCGUCUGGCCAUCGGAGUGCAGCUUGUGAGAGAUCCGGUAAUGUUGCUUCUGGAUGAGCCUACGCAGGGACUGGAUCCGCUGAGUGCCUAUCUGUUGAUAAGCAUUCUGUCCAACUCGGCCAAGAAGACCGGAUGUGGAAUACUGCUGUCCAUGGAGAAACCUCGAUCGGAUGUGUUUCCGUUUUUGGAUAGGGCACUGUUCCUUUGUCUGGGAGGUGCAGUCUAUUCUGGUGGAACCCGAGCAAUGUUGGAGUAUUUCCAUGGAAUUGGUUUUCCUUGUCCCCAGUUGGAGAACCCGCUGAUGUACUAUCUGUGCUUAUCAACUGUCGAUCGCAGAUCCCGCGAUCGAUUUUUGGAGUCCAGCCAACAGAUCGAGGCCCUGGUUGAGCGCUUCGCUCGUGAGUCUCCCAUCCCGGAGGCACCGAUCAACCCAAUCGGCAGCGGAAAGAUUCCCUUGGCGUACGGAAAGCCCGGUGAACUGAAAGUAUGGGGAAUCCUGUACUUGAGGCUGUUGGCGGCUACCUUCUCAUGCGGUUACGCCGGAAUGAAGGCCAUGUUCCUUCGUCUGCUGGCCCUGCCCGUAGUCAUGGGAUUAAUGUGGCUUUUCUACAGCGAGGCAGGUGACGACGCCCAUGGAUUCUUCAGCAAGAGUGGUAUGAUCUUGUCGGUGCUGGGACUGAGCUAUGGCGUCGGGAUAUGGACCACGAUUUCGUUGUUCCCCGCAUGGCGAAAGCGAUUCUGCCAGGAAUACUCGGAAGGAAUGUACACCGGAGCUACGCUAUUGGUUGCCUACAACGCCGUCUCCAUGCCUUUCUCCUUCAUCUCUUCGGCCGUCGCUUCUUGCGUGCUGUAUCCACUCGUUCUAAAUCCCACCAAUCCGGACGGUCUAACGUUCAUGUACAUUCUGAUCGCUCUGUGGUCCAGCUUCAUUCUUGCCGAACAGUUGAGCAUCGCCUUCCUAUUGGUGGUCAAGUCCCAAAUCAACGCCUCCAUUGCCGUUUCGUACAUCUUGGUCAUUUGCCUCACCCUGGCAAGUGGAACUGUUCGCUCCCACAAGGGCUUGUCGCCGUGGUUGCAAGAGAACGCCAAGGGAGUCCACACCAAGUAUGCAAGCUCGCUGCUCCAUACGACCAUCUUCCAUGCCCGCCAGAUGGAUUGCAACCCCAGCAGUGGAGUGGUCUGUCCCCAGCCUGCGGAAUAUCUGCUGGAACGGAUUGGGAAGGCACAUCCACAGGAGACGACCGACUUGGCGGCUUGCAUCGCUUUCGCUUUGGGCAUGUGUGCCUUCAACAUGUUUCUCUAUCUGCUUCCGAUGCCACGGUGCGUCCGAAGGAAGUUCAGGGAUUGAGAUUUGAGAUUGAUUAUUUAUUUGAUAGCAUAUUUUAGUGUCGAUAAGAUGAUGCCGAUGUAUUUUUAAACUAAAUAAAUUUUAAUCCGCACAGAUUAUUAACGUA
Aedes aegypti (yellow fever mosquito) is the source of this 2152-nucleotide messenger RNA. RefSeq names its product ATP-binding cassette sub-family G member 5. Gene Ontology annotation, cellular component: plasma membrane. The record is from RefSeq and is a predicted model, not a curated record. The transcript is spliced from 6 exons. Bases 238 to 2046 code for a protein of 602 amino acids. Gene Ontology annotation, molecular function: ATP binding; ABC-type transporter activity; ATP hydrolysis activity. NCBI's taxonomy places the organism in Eukaryota, Metazoa, Arthropoda, Insecta, Diptera, Culicidae.